AUGAUCAAGAAUAUGCUAUUAAAAGCUAAGAAUGGGCUUCAGCAGCACGGUGGGACGUCUGGGGGCUUGUCGGGUGUGAGGACCAUCAGAACGUUCAAACAGGAGGACCAACCGAGAUUACGUGUGAACUCUGUGGCUCCAAAUUUUACAGCUGAAACGACGGAUGGCAAGCUUAAUCUGUAUGAGUACUUUGGUAACUCGUGGGGGAUCUUGUUCUCGCACCCUGCAGACUUCACGCCUGUUUGUACUACGGAGUUGGGCGCAUUUGCCAAGUUGAAGCCUGAGUUUGAAAAACGUGAUGUCAAGUUGAUUGGUUUGUCUGCGGAGGGUGUUGAGAAGCACCACAAAUGGGUCAAGGAUAUUGAGGAGGUCUCGGAGUUGGAUAAAUUCACAUUUCCAAUCAUUGCGGAUGUUGAUAGGGAGGUCUCUUUCUUGUACGACAUGGUUGACGAGGAAGGCUUCAAGAAUCUCGAAAACGGGUUGGUGCAGACCAUUCGAUCUGUGUACAUCAUAGAUCCUUCAAAGAAGAUCCGCUUAAUGUUCACCUACCCUGCCUCCGUUGGUAGGAACACUCUGGAAGUCUUGAGAGUCAUAGAUGCCUUGCAGACGGGUGACAGCAAGGGUGUGGUUACCCCUGCCGAUUGGCAGCCUGGUGGGGAUGUGAUCAUUCCACCUUCUUUGUCUGACGAAGAUGCAACCAAGAAGUUCGGUACCUUCAGGACCGUGAAGCCCUAUUUGCGUUUCACCAACACUGAUUGA
This is a messenger RNA of Eremothecium cymbalariae DBVPG#7215, 759 nucleotides long. It is a transcript of the gene PRX1, whose product is annotated as thioredoxin peroxidase PRX1. Gene Ontology annotation, molecular function: thioredoxin peroxidase activity. NCBI's taxonomy places the organism in Eukaryota, Fungi, Ascomycota, Saccharomycetes, Saccharomycetales, Saccharomycetaceae. Gene Ontology annotation, biological process: cellular response to oxidative stress; cell redox homeostasis; cellular oxidant detoxification. The transcript has a single exon. The record is from RefSeq and is a predicted model, not a curated record. Gene Ontology annotation, cellular component: cytosol; mitochondrion. The coding region runs from base 1 to 759 and encodes 252 amino acids.